This is a messenger RNA of Hordeum vulgare subsp. vulgare (domesticated barley), 1578 nucleotides long. Its product is annotated as nicotianamine aminotransferase 1-like. Bases 166 to 1440 code for a protein of 424 amino acids. Lineage: Eukaryota; Viridiplantae; Streptophyta; Magnoliopsida; Poales; Poaceae. The record is from RefSeq and is a predicted model, not a curated record. The transcript has 7 exons. Gene Ontology annotation, molecular function: transaminase activity; pyridoxal phosphate binding. Gene Ontology annotation, biological process: biosynthetic process; amino acid metabolic process.
GAACGGCCACGGCCAACGAGCAGGUGACAGAGCGAGGACCAGCUUGAGCAAAAGAGCACCAUCGGCGACCAUCUUCUCCAACACAUCCUUCCUUCUCUCGCCUACACCUCCGUCCUCAAACAACAAAACGCCGACGACAAAGCUACCUCGAAGGCUGCUCCGGCGAUGGAAGACGGCGGGAGGAGCACGCCGUGGCGCUUCGCGGCCCCGAACCCGACCUUGGCGGCCGCCGGCGAGAGGAGCAUCCAGAAGGCCCUCCUCCAGGUGCACGCCUGCCUGGACGAGCGCGGCCCGCGGCCCGUGAUCCCGCUGAGCCACGGCGACCCCUCCUCCUCACCCUCCUUCCGCACCGCGCCCGAGGCGGAGGAGGCCCUCGUCGCGGCAGUGCGCUCCGGGGAGUACAACGGGUACCCCACCCCCGCUACCGGCCUCCCCGCUCGCAGAGCUGUUGCCGAGUAUCUAUCCCGCGAUCUUCCUUACAUGAUUUCCCAUGAUGAUAUUUUCCUCACUUGUGGAGGUAGCCAAGCAAUUGAGACUGUGAUGUCUGUUUUUGGCCAAGCAGGCGUCAACAUAUUAUUGCCAAUGCCUGGUUACCCAAAACACGAAGCACAUGCAGUGUUUCAUAAGAUGGAAGUACGGCAUUAUGAUUUUCUCCCGGAGAGAGGAUGGGAGGUUGAUUUGGAAGCUGUUGAAGCUCUCGCAGAUGGGAAUACUGUUGCAAUUGUGAUUACCAACCCCAACAACCCAUGUGGCAGUGUGUAUACCUACGAACAUUUGGCCAAGAUUGCAGAUAUAGCAAGCAAGCUCGGUAUUUUAGUCAUUGCUGAUGAAGUAUAUGGUCACCUUGUAUAUGGUACCACACCUUUUGUGCCAAUGGGUGUUUUCGGAGAGACUGUCCCGGUAAUCACUUUGGGAGCUAUAUCGAAGAGAUGGGCUGUACCUGGCUGGAGGCUUGGUUGGAUAGCAACUUGUGACCCUAAAGGCAUUCUGAGAAAAACCAAGGUUGUUGAUUCACUCAGAAGCUUCGUAAGUAUAAUAUCAGGUCCUGCAACAUUUAUUCAGGGAGCUAUUCCUCAUAUUAUCAAGAACACAAAUGAUGAAUUCUAUGACAACAUUGUCAAGCUGUUGAAGGAGACUGCAGAGAUAUGUUAUGAUGCAAUAAAAGAAAUUAAGUGUAUUACCUGCCCCCACAAACCAGAGGGCUCAUUUUUUAUGAUGGUAAAACUGGACGUGUCACAAUUUUCGGACAUUUGUGACGACGUAGACUUCUGCAGCAAGUUGGCGAAGGAGGAAUCAGUUAUACUGUUGCCUGGGAAAUCUUUGGGCAUGGAGAACUGGUUGCGCAUCACCUUUGCUUCGGAGCCACCUACACUGAAGCAAGGGCUCGAAAGGGUGAAGUCUUUCUGCAGGAGGCAUCAGUCACAGGCCAAUUUGUGUUAAUGGGUUGGUGGUAACACCGCGUUACUUUCCUCAAUCGCUGUUGAGGUUUCAGUAAUGCCUUACACAUUAUUUCCAACAAACAAUAUAGGGGUAAAAAACCUUCAUUUGUUUGAAUAAAACUUGGCCCUGUCACAUACA